Messenger RNA from Aphanomyces astaci, 1670 nucleotides. RefSeq lists its product as hypothetical. The transcript is spliced from 11 exons. NCBI's taxonomy places the organism in Eukaryota, Oomycota, Saprolegniomycetes, Saprolegniales, Verrucalvaceae. The annotation marks the transcript as partial. The record is from RefSeq and is a predicted model, not a curated record. Gene Ontology annotation, molecular function: protein binding. Gene Ontology annotation, biological process: cell division.
CCAUGUCGCCAGACAAACAGCUCGAGCAUGCAGUUCACGACCUCAACCUCGUCUUCGCCGACGCACUCGUGCACAAACGCGAGUACAAGCGCGCUUUGCGGUACUAUUCGUCGUCCUUAGCGUUCCAAUACCCGAAAGCUCCUACCCCUGCAUCGUCCGACAUGACGUCUUCAGAAGCCCGUGUUCGGUUCCAAAUCGCCAAAUGCAUGCAUCAUCUGGACGACAUUCCCAGCGCCAUCCGAAUGCUGGACCGCAUUCCGCCGUCGCGUCGAACGCUCGGCAUGAACAUGCUGAGUGGGAACCUCCACUUGACGCAAGGCUCGACUCGGCAAGCCGAAGUUGGGUUUCUUGCCGCCCUCACAGCAAACCCAUACGCCGUGGAAGCGACGCUCGCCCUGGCAGAAAUCGCAGGCAAGAACGAAGAGCGCAAGCCCAACCCGCUGGACGACAGCGACAUCGUUCACAUGUACACGGAGCUCGGCGAGACCGGCGGCAUCGACGCCACGGACGCGGCAUGGCUCCAGUCGCUCGUGGAUGCCCACAUCCAGCUCCACAGCCAUCAAUUCCAGUACGCCCUCGAGUCCCUCGAUGACAUGGAGCGAGUGGUAGCUACGACCCACAGCCUGCACUGCCACCUCUACCGCGCCAGUGUAUUGAUGGAGCUGGAGUGCCCUGAACAGGCCAUGGCCUCCUUUGUGCAUGCGAGACAUUGCGAUGCCCACAACGUGCUCUACAUGGACGUGUUUGCGUUCUUAUUGAAGCAAGCUGGCCUGACCAUGCAGCUCAACAGCCUCGUCAGGGAUUUGUUUACGAUCACCGAAGCCCACCCACAAGUGUGGCUCGCUGCUGCUUGCUACAGCGACCUCAAAGGUGACCAGCCUGCCGCCCUUCAGCUCUGCGAUCGAGCUAUUUCCGUGGACCCAUCGUACGCUCGCAGCUACAUAUGCCGGGGGUACCUUUUGCUGGCAUUAGAUCGUCCUGAAUAUGCCGUCAAGUCGUUCUCCCAUGCCUCCAAGCUGGCCAAGACCAUGGACGCGUACGAAGGUAUGAGUGAGGGGCUGUGUAGCCUCUGCCUCAAGGGCGCCGACAAGUACGCGGACGCAAUCAACAUCGCGCGGCUCGCGCUCAUGUAUAUGCCGCACAGCCCCCGGGCGUACUUGCUGCUGGGGUCGGUGCUGUCUCUCCGGCCGGAAAGCCGCGAUAAGGCACGCAAAGCGUUUGAGAAAGCGUUGAGUAUGCGGCCCAAGUUGCUUCGAGCGCAUUUUGGGCUCGUGGAUCUCUUGAUUGCCGAAACAAAGUACCCCGAUGCGAUUGCCAGACUCGAGUCGCUCACACAAUACGUGGGCCGAGACGUGGUAUUUGCGAAAUUGGGCGACGUGCACACGUUGAACCAGUCGUUUGGGCUGGCACUGCCGCAGUACCACCAUGCGCUGGCGUUGAAUCCGAAUUGUGUGACAGCGUUAAGGGGUGUGGAUCGGGUGGAGAAGCUCCUGAGGGGCGACGGCGACGCCAGCCAGUAUGACGACGUGAUGGACGACCGCCGUCUGUCCAGUGGACCUGCCUAGUGGUUACGGCAAAGUCAUAUGUCGACUUGAAGAACGAUACACGCCUAGAUGUACUGUGUGCGGAAUUCGAGGACAUUUGAUACAUGUAACGUUAUGCUGGAUGAA